UUGGGGUGGUGCUGGUGGUCAGCAAACGUCCCAUCAAAGAUUCGCUGAACUUCUUGCCCUCACUGAACCUACCGAGUCUGACAAAAACUUCACGACUUACAGCAUGCACAUUGGAGAUGGAGCUGGCGAUGGGAACGAUGAGCCUGGUCAAGCGGACGAACCCGAGCAGGAUGCAAGCACUUCCGAAAUCUCUUCGGAGCAGCCUGACAAUGACACCCAUUCUGUGUCAUCGGACAGCCAUUCUGAUGAGUAUGAGGCAGGUCUCGAAAAUCUUGAUCCUGACCAGCCCGUCCAGUCCACCGAGUCGGGCGAAAAUACUACGGACCAGCCGGAAGCACAAGACGAUAGAGCAAGAUUUGAGCGUACUUUGAUGGAGGCUGAGAUCGCCCGACUUGAAGCAAAUAUGUCCCGACGUCGACAGAUUGAAUCCGACCUGGCUGGCUCGACAGACUCCGAUUCCGAGUCACCAGCGGAUGAUCUGGAAACCAUUGAUGACAACGAAAAUACGAUCAGCCCAUCCCCUCAUUCAUCAGACGGUGAAGAUCUAGAUGAAGAAAAUCUUCCCCCUUCGGUCGCAUCUCGCCGACAUGUCGCUUCCGUAGUCGAUCGAAACCGGAGGAGAGUGCAAGAUCCAUUUGAUGGAGAUGUCGUGAGUGAUUCAAGCACCGACGAGGGGGAGAGGAUGAAGGGCGAGCUUGUAAGUUCGGUCAGGAGAAGUGAAAGCAGUGACUGGUGAUUUUCUCCUCAAACGUUCUUAUCAUCUCCACUGUCGCCAUGUAGUUU
Molecule: messenger RNA, 783 nt
Organism: Aureobasidium pullulans EXF-150
Lineage: Eukaryota; Fungi; Ascomycota; Dothideomycetes; Dothideales; Saccotheciaceae
Exons: 1
Coding region: 104-736 (210 amino acids)
Source: RefSeq, a predicted model, not a curated record